AUGGAAUCUAGAGAUUACACACAGGAUGGCACCGUCGAUCUCCGAGGGCAGCCUGUCCUCACCGCUAAAACCGGCAAAUGGAAGGCUUGUGCUUUCCUUGUUGGGUAUGAAGCAUUUGAAAGAAUGGCCUUCUAUGGAAUAGCAUCAAAUUUAGUGGUUUACUUGACAACCCAACUUCAUGAAGACACGGUUUUAUCAGUUACAAAUGUUAAUAACUGGUCAGGAUCAGUCUGGAUUACUCCGAUAAUCGGUGCUUACGUUGCGGAUUCGUAUUUAGGCCGGUUCUGGACAUUUACAGUUUCAUCUUUAGUCUAUGUCAUUGGCAUGGUGCUUUUGACGAUGGCAGUUUCGGUUAAAUUCUUGAAGCCAACAUGUGCAAAUGGAGCGUGCAAUAAGGCAACACGUUCUCAAAUCGCGUUUUUCUACACAUCGCUCUACAUAAUAGCAGUAGGCGCGGGCGGAACAAAGCCGAAUAUAUCCACCUUUGGUGCAGACCAAUUCGACGAUUUCAAUCCAGAUGAGAAAAAACUCAAAGUCUCUUUCUUCAAUUGGUGGAUGUUCAGUUCCUUCACGGGUGCAUUAUUUGCUACACUUGGCCUUGUUUAUAUUCAAGAAAACUUAGGCUGGGGAUUGGGAUAUGGAAUCCCAACAGUGGGACUUAUUGUAUCUCUUGUCAUUUUCUACAUUGGCGCUCCAAUGUAUAGGCACAAAGCAAGGAGGACAGGACACCCCGCCAGUGACCUAUAUCGGGUUAUUGUCGAUGCAUAUGCUAAUAGGAAGCUUGUUCUCCCUAGCCAUUCAUCAGAGCUUCAUGAGUUUGAUCAACAGUAUUACAUCUCUACUGGAAAACGACGAAUCUACCACACUACAGUAUUCAGGUUCUUGGACAAGGCUGCAAUUAAGCAAGAGGGAAAAGAUAGUGAGCUAAGGGCACUGUGCACUGUGACUCAAGUUGAAGAAGCCAAGCUGAUUCUAGGAAUGACAGCGAUAUGGCUUGUAACCCUAAUCCCUAGCACCAUUUGGGCACAAAUCUACACUCUCUUUGUUAAACAAGGCAUCACUUUGAACAGGCAUUUUGGUCCAAACUUCCAAAUACCAGCAGCAUCACUUGGGAGUUUCGUCACGCUCUCAAUGCUCGUGUCUGUUCCCAUAUAUGAUCGUUAUUUCGUGCCUUUAAUGCGAAAGAAGACUGGAAACCCUCGAGGAAUCACGCUUUUGCAACGACUUGGGAUCGGGUUUGUGAUUCAAAUUCUUGCCAUUGCAAUUUCGUACGGCGUUGAAGUGAAGCGCAUACAUGUUAUUAAAGUGCACCAAAUCCAACGGCCUGAGCAAAUAGUUCCCAUGAGCAUAUUCUAUUUACUUCCUCAGUAUGUUUUGUUAGGGAUUGCUGAUGUGUUUAAUGCUAUUGGAAUGCUGGAAUUCUUCUAUGAUCAGUCUCCAGAAGACAUGCAAAGUCUCGGGACGACGUUUUUUACAAGUGGGAUUGGUGUGGGGAACUUCUUGAAUAGCUUCCUGGUGACUAUGGUGGAUAAAACUACAGGGAGGAACGGAGGGAAAAGUUGGAUUGGGAAAAAUGUGAAUGAUUCUCAUUUGGAUUAUUACUAUGGAUUCCUUCUGAUAUUAUCUGUCCUGAAUUUGUUGGCCUUUUUUGGAGCAUCAAAGAUGUAUAUUUACAAAAGGGAAGCAGUGGAAAUAGAAGAGAAGUUUGUGCAAAUGGAGGACAAACCCUUAGGCUUAUCUCCAUUACAAGCUUGA
This is a messenger RNA of Fraxinus pennsylvanica, 1755 nucleotides long. The record is from the annotation of a GenBank genome assembly. NCBI's taxonomy places the organism in Eukaryota, Viridiplantae, Streptophyta, Magnoliopsida, Lamiales, Oleaceae.